CCAAUCAGAAGGAUCAGAAGCCAAAUAUGGUCUUUAAGUGCCAGGAGGAUAGCUUUCUGGAUGAGUUUUGCUCCAAAUGCAUAUCCUGUGAACGUGUCAAUAACGGAUAUAACGUAAUUUUUGAAGACACCGUGCUAUUUCCCGAGGGAGGCGGUCAGCCAUCAGAUCAUGGAUGGCUUAACGAGCAUGAAGUAAAAGUUGUUUUCCGGAAAGGAUCUAAAGCAAUCCAUUUCCUCGAAGGUGAAAAGAUACCGUUUCAGGUUGGGGAGCAGGUAACUCAGAAAGUAAACUGGAAUCGCAGGUUCGAUCACAUGCAGCAGCACUCGGGACAACACUUAAUCACGGCAAUAUUUGAACGCGAAUUUGGUUACAAUACUCGUUCUUGGUGGCUUGGCACGGAUCAUUCUUAUGUCGAUUUGGAUGCUAAGGAUGUCUCCAAAGAACAACUAGAAACGGUCGAAACGAUUUGUAAUAAGCUGAUAGUUAAUUGUACAGCAGUUACUGUUAAAAUUUACCAACAGGAUGAUCCGGAUCUUAAGUCCGGUGUUACACGAACCCGUGGUUUGCCCGAUGAUGUUAAUGGUCCUCUACGAGUAGUCACAAUCGAUGGAAUAGAAAGUAAUAUGUGCUGUGGUACCCAUGUAAAAAACCUAGCGCAAUUGCAAGCCAUUAAAUUUCUCCAUGUUGAGAAUAGCAAAAACAAAUGCUUGGUACAUUUCUUAGUUGGUGGACGCGUACUACGUAAACUAACCGAAUGCUACAAGCGGGAAGAGCAAUUCAACAACCUUUUGAAUGGAGGUCCACCUUCGCAUAUAGAUUUGAUUGAAAAACUUAAAAUUUCAUUAAAAACUACACAAAAAACGACUAAAAAGCUAACAGCCGAACUAGCUUUACUGGAAGCAGAGAAAUUCAAUAACCUAGAUCCAGAGCCGCGAUUUUACACUAUCCAUCGUCUAGAUGGAAAUGAUUCUGAUUUCAUCAACAUAUUUACGAGACAUAUCAAAUUAACAGAUUGUUUUCUCUUCUUGACUAACGGGGAUGAGUGUGGUAAAGGACAACUACUAUUGCUUGGAAACCCAAAAGACAUUGAACAGCUUGGAGAAAAUAUUUGCAAACUUCUGGACGGUAAAGGAAAAGGGCAAAAAAUACGAUUUAAUGCUAAAGUUAGCAAUCUGAAGGCAGUUGGUGAAUGUCAGAAAAUUAUCGAACAAUAUUUUAGUCCAAAAUAGUUGAAUUAAACUACUGUUUUGUAGUUGCGCUAUGAAACUGAAAUACAAACCUGAUUUUUAAUAAUAAAUCGACGGAAAAU
Sabethes cyaneus is the source of this 1309-nucleotide messenger RNA. Its product is annotated as alanyl-tRNA editing protein Aarsd1-A. The record is from RefSeq and is a predicted model, not a curated record. Bases 27 to 1229 code for a protein of 400 amino acids. Gene Ontology annotation, biological process: alanyl-tRNA aminoacylation; regulation of translational fidelity. Lineage: Eukaryota; Metazoa; Arthropoda; Insecta; Diptera; Culicidae. Gene Ontology annotation, molecular function: Ser-tRNA(Ala) deacylase activity; nucleic acid binding; alanine-tRNA ligase activity. The transcript is spliced from 2 exons.